Messenger RNA from Notolabrus celidotus (New Zealand spotty), 4772 nucleotides. RefSeq names its product guanine nucleotide-binding protein G(s) subunit alpha-like. Bases 1473 to 2612 code for a protein of 379 amino acids. The record is from RefSeq and is a predicted model, not a curated record. NCBI's taxonomy places the organism in Eukaryota, Metazoa, Chordata, Actinopteri, Labriformes, Labridae. Gene Ontology annotation, biological process: sensory perception of chemical stimulus; adenylate cyclase-activating dopamine receptor signaling pathway. Gene Ontology annotation, molecular function: D1 dopamine receptor binding; beta-2 adrenergic receptor binding; G-protein beta/gamma-subunit complex binding. Gene Ontology annotation, cellular component: heterotrimeric G-protein complex. The transcript is spliced from 12 exons.
CUAACCGGAAACUGGAAAAUUCCGUCCCGUGGAGCUUGACCACCGUUCUUUCUCAGGGUUCCGUGAGAGCCGUUUGCCCCACCCCACCUCUUCAACGCUAUCUAUCUCAAUGUACAAUCCAGAGAGAAAAACGGGGGCACAAAUAAUUCAGAGUAACACCGCAAAGGAACGAUUCUCAUCCCCUCCGCCGGUCCUCCGGAGCUGACCCGGCCUGUCGGCGGCCACAAACAAAACGUCUCACCGCGGGAUCAGUGACUGAAAACACCGCGGUAUGUUCAUGUAUCAUGCACAUGUAACCAUAAUCUACGGAUUCAAAGGGAAUACAACAAACUGAGGGACUUGACAGCAGUCUGUAACGUUACCUGCACCAAAACCAGGGUGGAAAUCACGGAGGAAUUUCCACCCGUAUCACCGGGAUAUCGCGUUUUAUUCAAGGACAUCAGACUGCCAAACACCAAGAGAAGCUUCCCGAUGUGAGGAGAAAUACAAAUUAACGUAACACAGAGAAAAAGGACGGAGAAGGGGCCUUUCUUUGGGUCUGGACAAACCCUCUGAAAAAAGCAAAGAGCAGCAUCUGUUGACGGGGAGAGGAAAUAAAAACUGACAUCGGUUUAAAGGAGGAUAUUAGUGAUAACGACGACAACCCCUCCUUCCUUAAAAAACGGUGUAUAAUGAGACAGAGAGAAAGCCUGGUGAUUCACAUGCCGUCAUUUUAAGAGGAGAUAUUUAUUUUUUAUUUUUCUCCACCUCUUUCUUCACGCUGGAAAGAUUGCUAACAACCCCUUGAAGAUUAACCCAAAAUAUAAAUUCAAAGGUGGAGAGGAAAGAGAGGAAAACAGGGCUUUGGUUGUGAGUGGAAAUGAAUUGAAAGGCAGGGUGAGAUAUCUGCCGAACAUGGGCUCCAGAGGAGACACUUGCUGAGAAAUAUUAGGCAUAAAAGAGUGGAAAUAUAUAGAUUUUUUAAAAAGCAGUCGUGUAGAUUGUAACACCAGGACCACUGACGGUGCUUUCACGUUCAAUGCAAAGCUGGAAAUCUCACAUCCACUCUCAUAUCAUUGAUGACUUCAUUGCGGAUUUACAGUGAAAAACCACAAGAAUCAAGCAUCUGAGAGGGCGGCAUCGGUGCUCUGAGGGAUCCCUGGUUGAUCAAUCGCCAGUAAAUAGCCACAUCCAUUUUACACAUACGUUCCCAAAGCCUGGUGGAGCCUGACAUCUUUUUUUGUACGACAGUUUCAUCUGCAUCUGGUGAUGUAAAUGACGCCCAUUUUGAGCCGGGUGUUCCUGUGCAGGGCCAGUCUAGGAAUUUUGGAUUGAUUGAUUUUUCUUCUGAUCAACACCCUCCCCUCCUUCCUCCUCCCUCCCUCCUUACACCCAGCCACCAAACAUCCACCCACCUAUAACUACCCCUGCCUGUCUGCCUGCCUGCUUGCCUGCCUCCCCCCUUGAACCUAUCAGUGGGGUUUUGGGAAAAGAUGGGCUGUCUUGGCAAUAGUAAGACGGAAGACCAACGAAAUGAGGAGAAGGCACAGAGGGAGGCCAACAAAAAGAUAGAGAAGCAGCUCCAAAAAGACAAACAGAUAUACCGGGCCACUCACCGACUACUACUAUUAGGGGCCGGUGAAUCCGGGAAAAGCACGAUAGUGAAGCAGAUGCGAAUAUUGCACGUAAAUGGCUUCAACGCAGAGGAGAAGAAACAGAAAAUUCAUGAUAUUAAAAACAACAUUAAAGAAGCUAUAGAGACGAUUGUUUCUGCCAUGUCAACGCUUACACCACCAUGCAAGUUAGCCAGUCCUGCAAACCAGUGCCGAAUCGAUUACGUCAUGAACCAAAUAAACCAGAAGGACUUUGAGUUUCCUCUGGAGUUUUACGACCAUUCAAAGACCCUCUGGCAGGACGAUGGCGUACGGGCCUGCUGGGAAAGAUCCAACGAAUAUCAACUCAUCGACUGCGCACAGUACUUCUUAGACAGGAUCGAAACCGUCCGGCAGCACGACUACACACCCUCUGAUCAGGACCUGUUGAGAUGCAGAGUACUGACGUCUGGGAUCUUCGAGACAAGAUUUCAAAUAGACAAAGUCAAUUUCCAUAUGUUUGAUGUUGGAGGUCAGAGGGAUGAACGUCGGAAAUGGAUCCAGUGUUUUAACGAUGUUACAGCUAUCAUCUUUGUGGUGGCGAGUAGCAGCUACAACAUGGUGAUCAGAGAAGACAAUCAGACCAACAGACUACAGGAAGCCCUCAACCUUUUCAAGAACAUCUGGAACAACAGGUGGCUACGGACCAUUUCGGUAAUCCUCUUCCUGAACAAACAGGACCUGCUCGCUGAGAAGGUUUUGGCAGGAAAAUCUAAAAUUGAGGACUACUUCCCGGAGUUUGCUCGCUACACUACACCAGAUGAUGCAAUACCGGAGCCAGGCGAGGAUCCCCGCGUCACAAGGGCAAAGUACUUUAUCAGAGAUGAGUUUCUGAGGAUCAGCACGGCCAGCGGGGACGGACGGCACUACUGUUACCCCCACUUCACCUGCGCAGUCGAUACAGAAAACAUCCGCCGCGUCUUCAACGACUGUCGGGACAUCAUACAGAGGAUGCACCUACGGCAGUACGAGCUCUUGUGAUGGGCAGCGUCGUCCAGCCUGCAUAUCUACCUACCAACCUACCUAUCUACGACCCCACGACCAGUUAGCCAAACUACCCCUCCACUUCAACCCACCAAACACACUGACGGAGCGCCUGCCCUUCCCUGUCUAACCGAUGAAACUCCUACAUCUCCCAGUGUCACGAUUUGAAAGAGAUCUUUCUGUUUUUUAAAGGAGACCGUUAAGAAUACAACAUCAUCGACUUUUAGCCUGGACUAACUGCUGUACUCGGCUACACUUCAACCCAGGAAAGACGGUCAGGACUGAAAUCUCUCAGUGCAGGCUUUCCCACCUUUAAGAGAUCUUUCUCUCUCAGAUUUAUGAACACAAACACACACUCCCAGGUACACACACACUACAAAAUAAGACAUUAAGAACCAUUUUCAAGGUUUUAUGUCUCAUAUCAAAGCCACACAUACACACAGAGAGACACUUUUAGAAACCAAGUCCUGCUUCAAACAGAAGGCAGAGGCUGAAUGAAAUAAUGCAUUCUGAGAGAGAGGAGUUUAUUCACCGCGUGCUGAAGAUGGAGCCGAAGGAGGAGGAGGAAACGAUGGACACGUAGGGCAGCAAACUGAAACAAAGGAGGGCUGUGAGCCUUUUUGUGCCCAAACAGACAAACCAAUUGACUAACGGCUGCUUGUGGACGUGAGCGUGACUCGAACAUUAGACCACACGGCUCACAUGACCUGCUCGUCAAGAAACCAACCGAGUAGGAACGGCAGAAACCAACUUAAAAAAAAAAGAGGAAAAAAAACGAAGAAAAAUAUCAUACAAUGCAUAAAUUCAUGCAUACCAGUGAACUUCAUGCAGUGCAAAAAAAUCCAAGCUAUAUAUAUAGAUAUUUAUAUAUGUGUGUAUAUAAAUAUGUAUAUAUAUAUAUAAAUAUAAAUAUUAUAUAUUCCUGUAAUAACACAAUUCAACUUUUAAGUUUUUGUUAGUUUUUACCCCAUGUUGUGUGUUGGUGUACACUGUGUGCGAUCUGCCUUUGUGCACCAUUUAAACCCUCCUAUCUACAAACACAAACACACGCACAUAUCUAUACACUCACACACACACACACACACACACACACACACACACACACACACUCACACCCACGCAUACAUUCUUGCCCCCCGCCCCUGCUGCUAUUUGAAAACUAUUCAACAUAUGAAAAUUAAAGGAGAGGUUUUAUUUAAUGAGGAAAAAAUACACAAAAGGAAAGCAUGAAGUGAAAGAAAUGACAUAAUCAAGACUGGACGCAACUUUUUUUUACCUGGGAACACACACACUCACACACACAUGCACACACACACACAAGCUCAAGCCCUAAUCUGUCCCCAACGUCCUUCCCAUCCAUAUCUUUCGUCUUACUCUCACCUCUCCCAGUCCCACGGUCCUCCCCUCCUCCCGGCUUUAAGUACGUCUGUCUUUAUUUUACUGCUGGACUAUUAUUCUUGUACAGACUGUAAAAUGUAUUAUUUUGUACAACUUUAUUGAAGAAAAAAAAUAACUUGUAGAAGAUCCCUGUGCCUUGAUCACGACUGUACGUGUAAAAAUGAGCUAAUAUGUAAGUUAUGUUUCACUGCGCUGUACAGCUGGACGGGUCUGUCCCACCUCGUCCGUGCUAGCUCGCCCCCCCCACGCUGGAGGCUUCGGGGGGAGGGCAUCGGAUCGGGGCGGGGGCCUUUCGUCUGUUGCUUAGUUCCCGCCCCACCCCACAUUUGUUUGUUCAUUGAUUCAUUUGUUUUGCUUUGACUCUCCUCUUGUUUAUAUAACAGGAUUUGGAAAAAAUGAAGAAAAAAAAGAUAAUCAGACACACCACCUUAAUGCUGUGUAGUAAAAGAUACUGAACCCUAACACAAUUUAAUAUAUAUAAAAUAUAUUUCAGAUUUUAUAUUUUAUAUAUAUGUACUGUACACUUAUAUCUAUGUCCCUUUGUGAGCUGUCUCCCAGGUUUCCUUUGCUUUCUGUCAGUAACAUCAGCGUACAUUUCAGAAAGGUGGUGAUUCUGGGAUUGAUGGGAUGGGUAUUCAUUUCUUUCUUUUUUAUUUUUAGCUUUAACUCUUUUUGAAGGAGAGGGAAAUAUCCAGUUGCAAAACAUUGCUUGUUUCUACAUAAACCAAAUUCUUUUUGCUUAAAGAAGAAGAAACAGUU